CAAAGGAAGGCAGAAGUAGAGGCGCGCGGCCGCGGCACUUCCUCUUCCCUGCGCGGCCUCAGAGAUCUCUGAAGAUGGUCCGCUAUUCGCUCGACCCCGAGAACCCGACUAAAUCCUGCAAGUCCAGGGGCUCCAACCUGCGGGUGCACUUCAAGAACACCCGUGAGACGGCCCAGGCCAUUAAGGGCAUGCACAUCCGCAAGGCCAACAAGUACCUGAGGGACGUCAUCGUCAAGCACCAGUGCGUCCCCUUCCGCCGCUACAACGGUGGCGUCGGCCGCUGUGCUCAGGCCAAACAGCACGGCUGGACUCAGGGACGCUGGCCCAAGAAGAGCGCCGAGUUCCUCCUGCACAUGCUCAAGAACGCUGAGAGCAACGCUGAGCUGAAGGGUCUGGACGUGGACUCUCUGGUCAUCGAGCACAUCCAGGUCAACAAGGCCCCGAAGAUGAGGAGGCGCACGUACCGCGCCCACGGCCGCAUCAACCCCUACAUGAGCUCGCCGUGCCACAUCGAGAUGAUCCUGACGGAGAAGGAGCAGAUCGUCCCCAAGCCAGAGGAGGAGGUCGCCCAGAAGAAAAAGGUUUCACAGAAGAAGCUGAAGAAGCAGAAGCUGAUGGCACGCGAGUAAACGUUCUAAUAAAACUGAAAACUUGUUAUGAA
Archocentrus centrarchus (flier cichlid) is the source of this 661-nucleotide messenger RNA. It is a transcript of the gene rpl17, whose product is annotated as ribosomal protein L17. Gene Ontology annotation, biological process: cytoplasmic translation. The coding region runs from base 75 to 629 and encodes 184 amino acids. The record is from RefSeq and is a predicted model, not a curated record. Gene Ontology annotation, cellular component: cytosolic large ribosomal subunit; ribosome. The transcript is spliced from 7 exons. Lineage: Eukaryota; Metazoa; Chordata; Actinopteri; Cichliformes; Cichlidae. Gene Ontology annotation, molecular function: structural constituent of ribosome.